AUGGCGUGCUAUUACAUCGUCAUCAGUUCUACUCACCUCAGCAACGGCCACUUCAGGAACAUCAAGGGAGUUUUCCGCGGCCCCCUCAGCAAGAAUGGCAACAAGAACUUGGACUACGCGGAGAAGGAGAGGACGACGACCAUGGCCAAAGCCUUGGAGGACCCGAAGGCCAACUUCUACUGUGAUCUGUGUGACAAGCAGUACUGCAAGCACCAGGAGUUUGACAACCACAUUAACUCCUAUGACCAUGCUCACAAACAGAGGCUGAAGGAGCUGAAGCAGAGAGAGUUUGCCCGGAACGUGGCCUCUAAGACCAGGAAGGAUGAGCGGAAACAGGAGAGAGCACUCCGGAGGAUACAUGAGCUUGCCGAACAACGCAGAGAGAUCCAUUGCGCUCCAGGCAGUGGCCCCAAGUUCAAGUCCACUACGGUGGCAGUGGAGGGCAGUUUCAGAGACAGCUGUACCGAUGGACCUUCAGAGGAGUCCAACAACUCCACAGUUCUGGAGACAGGAACCCACAACCACACCAGCACCAGCACUGGCCUGGCCACCAACAGCAAGACCCAGAAAACACUAUACUGGCCUUACACGGGAAAGGCCAAGAAACAGAAUUACAACAGGCACAAAAUAGCAUUCUCAUUCUCCUUCCCAAAGAAAGCAUCCGUGAAGCUGAAAUCUUCGGCCGCCGUGUUCUGUGACAACACAGAGGAGGGUUCCAAAGAAUGUGUCAGAAGACAGAAGCUCAGAAUGCCCUUUGUUGAGUUGAACAUUCUGGACUCUCCUACUGCACAGGAAAAGGGACUAGGUCACGGGACUGUGGAGGCUAUUGGCACUCAGCCUGGUGAUCUCAGCCCAAACAGUGUUAGUUUUAGUGAGUGGAGCCAGAGGUCAUCAGAUGCACUAGCCAGGUCUGACAUCCCGAUGCCACCACAGGCCUCACAUUUGUGUUCUGUGCUAGUUAACUCUGAGGAUAUGGCCAGACCUUAUGUGUCCUCCGUCUCCCAAUUACCUGCAUCCCCAGACGACCCAGACACAGUACUAGAUAGACAGAACUCUGAGGAAACUCAGAGAAACAGCCCAACAGAGGCCGAGCCGGAAACAAGCAAACACCAACAAGCUCAUAAAAUAGAGGAGAGUGUCUGUGGGGAAGAGGACUCCUCCAUUAGCAGUUUCUCUUCUGAGGUCGUCUCCGGUUCUGAUGGUCCCCCUGAGAACGGCUCCUCCUCCUCUCAGUCCUCUCAGUGUCCUGGGACUGUGAGAGAGGAACAGAAAGGAGAAGACAUUACGGUGGUGGUGAAGAACCUGUCUUGUCCUUUCACCAAGCCCAGCCAGCCGUUCUUCUCUGUGCUCAGCAGAGAUGGAAACACUGUUCUCCAGUGGCCUACAGAGAUGUUGACCUUCACCAGGACAGAGCCCUGUCUCUCCUACAGCUGCAACCCCCUCCAUUUUGACUUUAGGGCCUCGCAUCAAUGGCAGAGCAGGGCGAAGAUGCUUCACAGACAGAAGACGAGUCUGGACAAGUCAUGUCAGCACAGUCCCCGGAGCCACCCCACCCACCAGGAGUGCCACAGCCCCCAGCCUACCCAGAUUCAGAGGUUUCAUCCUGGGGUUAGGGUUCAGGACGAGAGAGGGUUCAUGGAGAGCCUGAGACCUGGAGGUACUACCGUUACAGCUAGCCCCUACCACAAUCACAGACCACCGUGUUUCCAUCCGCAGCACCCGUCUGACGGUAUGGAGAAACAUCACUGUCUCGUUCAGAUCCAAACCCACAGGCACGUCCUCCACCACCAUCAGCAACAUCAGGUGUUCCCUGGAAAGAUGAAGCAAGUUCUGUCUGGGUCUCCUGUCGCGGUGUCCCCUUCCUGUCCUCCCAUGCUCCACCCCGUCCACCUGUCUCCAUCCCCCAUGUCCUCCAUGCCAACCAGGUCCAUCACUAUCCGACACACCAUCCUCCACCACCAACAUCACCACCGUGCAGCAUUCCUCCCUCAGCACCCUCAACCAACUCUCUUACCCCAUGUUCUUCCGGUCCCUGUCAGCAGCCUGCCUAUGGGGGCAGAAAUGUGUCCCUCUGGCCCCUACCCUCCUCCCUUUGUGACCUCACCACCGCAGCUCUCGGUAAUGGCCCCGCCCAGUUUACACCACCACCCAAUGGCGGUGACAUUCCACGCCAUGCCCCGUCCAGCCAUGUUCCCCUCCAUGAUGCAGCCACACCCACAUCCCACUGUCAUCCCUCUACAGCCCAUGUUUUUAUGA
Salvelinus namaycush (lake trout) is the source of this 2256-nucleotide messenger RNA. RefSeq names its product zinc finger protein 804A-like. Gene Ontology annotation, cellular component: nucleus. The transcript is spliced from 5 exons. The record is from RefSeq and is a predicted model, not a curated record. The coding region runs from base 1 to 2256 and encodes 751 amino acids. Lineage: Eukaryota; Metazoa; Chordata; Actinopteri; Salmoniformes; Salmonidae.